AUGAGCUUUCAGCGCCGUAAAGCGCUUCCCACUUCAAUCGCCUUCCAAUCUGGCCGCAAGAAGCUUCAAGAUGUCGCUCUGAAGACACGCACCGAGCGCCUCAGAUUCUCCAAGUUGCGCAAUAGCAUCCCAACCACCGGAACCGAAACGUGGAUGGAUGAGGAUCCGGAGGUGACCGUCGAGGAGCAGGAGACCAGCCGAGACCCCGAAAAGAUUGGCGGGCUGAUGGAGGAGUUCAUGAGCUAUUACGCGGAGAACGGCAAGAGCGCCGAUCCUGCGUUCGAACGGAUUGCAGGCACUGCAUUGAACCGGCUUUCAUUCAAUCUCCAGGCGGCCCUCGAGAUGUUCUUGCCCGAGGACGCGCUGCGUGAUGAGAGGGACAGCCUCAAGAACAGUGUCUCGGCCUUCGGGCUCGCCCGGCCGGUGUCGUCGAAGGGUGUUCUGGGCCGCGAUUCGGUGAAGAUCAUUCUGGAGCACGUUUUGAAGAAGAAUGGAGAGGAAUCGACUGGUGGACAGAAGGAGACCGCAUUGCUCAUCAAUGUCGAUAUGUAUAGUGGCCGUCGUGUUGCGGUCUCCCACCCAGCCCGUUAUAUGAUCAGGACCUGCUACGUUGGGAGCUGCGACGACUUCGGGACCCAGACGCUCAGGAAAUGGUGGAUCUUGAAAGCGUCCGGACCUUCCGCCACUACAAGGGGUUUCAGGAGGGAGGGAAGCGGUCAAAGCACCGCACCCUAUCAAGGAGGUGUUCAACCGGGGGAAUAUGAUCUUCGCGUUGAACUGGUACUUCCUCGCGCAAGCCCUGAAUACUGGUGCAGCCACGGUCCCGGAGGAGGAGACGCUGUUGUCGUGGCUCGACCAGCUAGUCUCCAGCGACAAUCCCGACGAUGUUAUCGAGGUCCACAAGCUGCAAGAGCCAGUGUUCGUCAGACUCGGCCCUCGGGGUCUGAGCCUCGAUCUGUCUGGCCCCUUUCUCUCGAAGGGGCCGCAGAGGAUGCUGAAGGGCGCGUUGUGAAAGGCACUGGCAUGAUCCACGGGAAGUCCAAGGAGAAGCUCUCGCUGUAUUCCGCGGCCACCGAGAUGCUGGCAGGCCAUAGCCAGCGGUCGCACACCCUCAUGACCAACUACAUACGAGUUGAUAACCGUAUCAGCCUGACCGCCGGGACCACCGACGAGGGGCCCCCGGUAGUGCCACAAACCGCCGCCGCCAACCAACUGGUCGCCCCUGUUGGACUCCUCAGCAAAAAGGAGCUGCGAGUUCGUGACCCCGAGCUGGGCAUUUACGAAGAGAUGGCGCGACUCCUGCGCAGCAGCCUCGCAGCCGGUUCGGAAUACUGGAAGCUCACUGCCGGUUUCCGCAACCUGCCCGGCAUCGGAGCCAUGACUGCUGUCGACGGUGCCGGUCUCCUGAGCAGGCUGCAGAAGAUCAUCCGCAACAAGGUGCAGAAGCUCAGGAGGCAGGAAGAAGGGCAACCUGGACGAGUCGAGCUCGCUGCAGCGGCCCACAACUCCCUGGAGAUCGACAAACUCAUCUCCGAUCUGGACGCUAUCUCGGCCGACGAUGGUAAGACUACAGAUGGUGUUGCUGGUCUGAGCGAGGAGGCAACAGAGGACAUCUGA
Messenger RNA from Trichosporon asahii var. asahii CBS 2479, 1617 nucleotides. RefSeq lists its product as uncharacterized. The record is from RefSeq and is a predicted model, not a curated record. The transcript has 12 exons. Bases 1 to 1617 code for a protein of 538 amino acids. NCBI's taxonomy places the organism in Eukaryota, Fungi, Basidiomycota, Tremellomycetes, Trichosporonales, Trichosporonaceae.